UUAGUUGAUAUGUUAAGUUUUCAAACCAUAUUUAGCAAUGAAGAGCUAAGAAGUUGAAAGAAAUGGAUUAUUUUUACCUGAAAAAAAAAUUAAACCUAAGUUUAAGUGUUACCCCAAAGAGCAAGCUUUUGUAUAGUGCAAAGACGGGUUUUAUAACGGUAUAUUUACCAAUAUAACAAACUACGAUGUGGAAAAAAAGACUGUUUGUUCAUCUUAUUGACUUUUCUUUAAGACAAUAAAGGUACGAAAGUUGAUUGGAAUGGUAAAUGAAACUUUCAUUGGAUUACCUAGAUAUUUAGGAUCUUACAAAAAUUGUUUAAUAUCAAAAUGUGUUACAUGACGAGAGCAAUGUUUUUCGUUACCGCACUCAUGGUCGGGAUAUUGAUUGGCAGUAACGGACAAACAACAGACCAAGAAACAUGGCCGGAAGAACGUGGCCUGAUUGUUACCACUCUAAAUAGAUAUGGUUGGCGAACUCCGGUUCAGCUUCGGCAUCUACCAGUUCUUCCAGGCCAUGAGAACUACUCUGGUACUGUACCGGGUGUUACCUUUUCCAACAGAAACAUUCAUUUCGUCAGCAUUGAUGUAGACUACAGAACAAAGUGUGUCUAUAUGUAUGAAUACCAUCUAAGAACAAUAGUGGUUGGUACAAACUUUAGCAAAGAUCUUACCGAUAUGAAAUUCCAAAAUAUACAUGUGGGUGUCUCUAGAGGUAACAUUCAAGUAGCAGUUGACUGGCUGUCCCAUACAGUGUACUGGAGUGACUCUAAAUUUCGCUGGAUAGUAGCAGCACCUGGUGAAAGUGAUAAGAUAGAUAUGGAUUAUUACAAGAUAGUUGUUGAUACUCAUCUAGAAGCACCCGACGGAUUAACAAUUGAUCCACUUGAAGGGCUACUGUUUUGGUCGGAUAAUGGAAAACAUCCAAAAAUAGAACGCUCGGAUUUAAAAGGAGACAAUCGUCACACCAUAGUUUCGAAACAUUUGCAGUCACCAUUAACUCUUGAAGCAGACAUAUUUAACAAACGUAUCUAUUGGAUAGAUUCUUUAUCAGAAUCCAUUCUUUCGUCGGCAUAUGAUGGUAAUGACGUCAUAACAAUUCAGAAAAUUCCGAAUUCAGGGCUUUUCGAUUUGGCAAUUUUUAGGGAUGUUGUGUAUAUCAGUGAUAUUCAAAGUGGAUACAUUUAUACUUUGAACACAACCAAAGGUAUCCACCUAGGAAAACAGGAAUCAACUGUGAUCAGAAUAUUUCCUGAAAUAUUCUAUGGUUUAGCAGUCUACUCGGAAGAAAAACAACCAUUGAAAGAAAAAGAUUAUUGUGCCGAGAAGAACUGUGACCAUAUGUGCAUAUCUACCAAAACCGGUGCUGAAUGUGUAUGUACGGAAGGUUUUGAAUUAGAUGUAAAUACUGGAAAAUGUAAAGAGACUUUUGACGGAUACCACAAAGCAAUUGUUGUUUCCAACAAGACACAUAUAUGCUUGACUGACAUUCGCUCGUUUGCUCAGGCCGAUCAUGAGUAUGAUUGCAGAUUUACCAUUGAAACUCAAUAUUCAUUUACAGACUCGCCUUCCAAGUUCAAGAGAAAAAAGAGACAAACGUUUUUAUCAACCCCUCCAGUCGGCAUAACAGAGGAUUUGUUAUCAAGUACAGCAAGGCAGGUAACUUCAGAACCGAAAGUAGUCAGUCCUUCUACACAAAGAUAUACUAGACCUAGGACAUUAUCAAGGUUUAGUCGUUACACUCGUAGAAGAACAACGCCAACAGCAUGGUCGGGGCCAGUUACAAGACCGAUGCUCAAUAAGACUACAAUUUCUCCAGUAACGCAGCGGCCAUCAACAAGAGUGACAACAAACAAACCGAUUGAUUUUAUCAAGAUGUUUGAUAUGGACAUGGUAAAAAGAAUCUUCUUCUUUGCAACAGAGAGUAAUACUAUUUACAGAAGACCAAUUGAUUUGCCAAUAGAAAACGAUAUGAAAGAAGUGAUAGUGUCGGCGUCGGGAAAUAUCAGUGGUUUGGCCUACGAUGCAGAAGAUGGGGAUAACUUAUAUUGGUGUGAAUCGGACAAAGGGGAAGUUUGGGUGGUAAAUGUUGAAACAAAAGCGUCAAGAAUUGUCAACAGAGAUUAUAGCACAUUUGCCGGGGCUCAUAAUCUUGUUAUUAUUUCAAAUCACAGUAUGUUGGCAAUGAUCACUGGAAGUAACAGUUAUAAAUACAUAAAAACGCUUACACUGGACGGGUCACGUGUCAAUACAAUAUCGCAUGGAAUGAGUACAAUUUCAGGUUUAACGUAUGACAAAUCCGAAAAGGUGUUAUACUAUAUAAAUGGAUAUUAUCUGUACAAAGUAUCAAUAAUUACAAAGAAUACAGAUUUUGUGUUCAUGUCUGUUGACGAUGGUGCAUUUGGCCUCAUACUUUAUCAAAACUAUGUGGCUUGGGUACAUCCUGGUGAUUUCUUUGUGACGUCAUAUGACUUGGUGACAGGGUCAAGGACGAGGAAUGGCUAUCUUGGUAACACGUCUAUGGAAAUAGUUGAUAUGAAAGUUUUAGACCAACGUCUUCAGUCGACGAACUACACAAAUCCAUGUGCGUUUGAGGAUGGCGGAUGUUCUCAGAUAUGUAUAACAGCCUAUGUUAAAGAUGUCAUGACACCAGUGUGUGAGUGCCGCCUUGGCUACUUCUUAGACGAUGACAACUUGACGUGUAUCUCGAAUGUUGUAGAUGACAAUUUUAUCAUCGCUGCUGACAUGACAAAUAAUGAGCUACUACAGAUAAGUCUAGAUGAUAAUACAAUCAAUGCCAUUCCAAACCAGGACAAUGAUCAGUAUAAAGGAGUUUUCUUUGACAUAAGUACUCAGAAACUUAUCUGGACAGAAAAUUAUGAUAGUAAAAUGUAUACUUCUAACCUGAAUGGUACGGAAGAACGGGACUUAGCAGAUUUAGGAUUUCAGGGCUAUCUGCGACGAUUGGACAAAGAUAUGACUACCGGAAACAUCUUCUUUACGGCAUUCUAUGACGAUUUUAUUGGAGUAGUUACACCAUCUGGAGAAGCAUUGGUGUUGUUCAAUGUGUAUACAACAACAUUGCUAGGUGACAUAGUGCUUCAUCCUGGAAAAGGUGUUAUGUACUAUACACGUGACUACUACUUUUCAACAUACAUUGGUCGUGCCGACAUGGAUGGCAAAAAUGAAGUUGAGUUAAUAAAGGGACACCAUGUUGAAAAACCAAGUGGUGUGGCGAUAGAUUUUAUUAAUGACCAUUUAUAUUGGUCGGACUCGCAUUACGACACAAUUCAACAAUGUGAUCUGAAUGGAGAGAAUUGUCUAACGAUUAUAAAUAUGACUGGAACAUUCCGUGAUGAGGGGAUACAAGAUAUUGUAACGGACGGCGUUUACCUGUAUUACUCCGCGUAUAGAAAAGACCACAUUGUACGAGUAGAUUUGACGCCACCGUAUGAAAGAGCAAUAGUCGGGCAAAGUCCUGGGAUGGGAAAUCUUGAGUCUAUCGCAUUUUACAGCAGUACGAAUAAAAACAAACAAGCGGUAAGUGUCGCAUGUAGAGCUCGUGGAGGACUGUUCCAAUGUACGGAAUUGCUUCAACAAGUUGUUGAGGUCAAUGGGAUAACAAAAGAGAUAGAUAUAACUUUUAGUAGCCUCUGUCCACGACAUCUUCACGAUGAAUGCAGAUAUAGGUGCCCGACUAAUUUCGUGCCACUUUUUGACACCUUACUAACAUGCACAAAUGUUGGAUGGGAUUUGGAGUCGAAAGCAUUAUGUGAAGAAUCCAGAUGUCCACCGAUUAUUCCAAAUGGAAUGCUCGAUCCUUUCUGUGGACGAGAAAUUGGCUUGCCAUGUGACUUCAAAUGUAACUUGGGUUUUGUAAAGGCAGUACAAAAAAUCGUGUGCACUGCAAAUGGAACGUAUCAAAUUCCGGAUGAAGAAAUAUGCCAAUAUGUGAAGUGCCCGUCACAAGUACCUAACGGAGAAAUAUUUGGUGAGUGUAGUCUACGGGUCGGAGAAGAAUGUUCGUAUCAGUGCAAUAAUGGAUAUAGAUCAACACAUUCGCAACGGAAACUCAAAUGUACGAGUGACGGGUACUGGGAUAUAGCCGAUAUUGCAUGCAGUGAACAAGUUUGUGCCGGCGUUAUUGGGUUCGGGAAGAUUAGUACGGAGUGCAAUAUGACAAUCGGUGAAAAAUGUGACUACAUGUGUUUUGAUGGGUAUAUAGCCACGAGGGAAAAGGCUAUAUGUACGGCGAAUGGAACAUUUCAUAGUCCGGAAAAUGGCCUAUGUACACCUUUCAAAUGUAGUGACAAGAUAGAAAACGGUGAGGUUGAUCAAGGAUGUUCUCGGACGCUAGGACAAGCAUGUUCGUAUAGUUGUAAUACAUAUUUUACACCAGUUGUUAAAGGGAGAAGAGCAGUUUGCAGUCAAGAUGGGUGGAGCCCAAGUUCUUCUACUCUUUGCAUUGAAUCUGUGUGCAGAAAUGGAACUCUGGCAAAUGGAAAUAUUAUAGGAUUGUGCAACGGGAAAGUAGGGGAGAAGUGUAUGGUUCAAUGUAACCCAGGAUUCGCUAACACGACAGAUGAGGCCGUUUGUUUAAAUGACCUCAGUUGGCACCCGAAGGACGUAUGUCAAGCAUUUACAUGUCCUAAUGAAAUUAAGAAUGGUAUGUUGGAGAAAGGGUGUAACAAAACGAUAGGGGCAUCCUGUAAAUACAGCUGUCAUACAUAUUACACCCCGAGUGUCCCUAACAUGCAAACUACUUGCCAAGCAACUGGAUGGGAUCCGGUUUCAUCUGAACUUUGCAUAGAUUCAGCGUGCGACACAGAAAGGAUACCUAAUGGUAAAAUUACUGGAAACUGCCGAGCAAAAAUAGGCGAGAGAUGUCGGUUUGAAUGUGAUAGAAACUUUGUCAAUACAACAGAUGUGAUCGUCUGCCAGAACGAUAGAAAAUGGAGUCCAGCUGCACCAUGUACAGACUUCAAAUGUAGUGAUGGAAUUGAAAAUGGAAAGGUAGACCCAGAUUGCACAGCCAAAGUUGGUACCUCAUGUAAAUAUACCUGUAAUAAAUUCUAUACACCACAAACACAAGACAGUGCGAUUACAUGUCAGAGUAAUGGAUGGAAUAUAAAGUCAUCAGAACUUUGCAAAGAAUCUGUAUGUGAAGAUACUGUCGAGCAUGGGAUAAUAACAGGAACAUGUACUAAGACAAUAGGGGAGGUGUGUGAAUAUAGCUGCGAUGAUGGUUAUGUAAAUACUACGGUAAUGACAGUAUGUAAAAGUGACAAAAAGUGGCACCCGAGAAACCCGUGCAAAAUUAUAAAGUGCCCUGUUUCAAUCUUAAAUGGAGCAAUUUCUGUAUAUUGUCUGCGGACUGUAGGGACGAAAUGUAGCUACAUUUGUAAUGCAGAUUAUAUUUCCAACAAUCUCCACCCUGACAUUAUGUGUGGCAGUAAUGGAAAAUGGGACGUUUCCGACAUUCUUUGUCUUGAAUCAGAAUGCAAAGACAGUUCCCUCCCUAAUGGACGUGUUGAUGGGAAAUGCAAGAAAAAUGUCGGCGAGACUUGUGCAUUUAAGUGUAACUUAGGAUAUGUCAACGUAACGUCUGCUGUUGUCUGUAGAAAUGAUUACAUGUGGCAUCCGAUUCCUUCUUGCUUGCCUUUAACCUGUAAACCAUAUAUUCAAAAUGGCGAAAUUGUUGGGUCGUGCAACUUAUCUAUAGGUGAAACUUGCAAUUUCAUGUGCUUUGAUGGCUUCACACCAACUGAUCAACUUACAGGGAUCACGUGCAAUACAAACGGUCAUUGGAAUGUAACGGAGGACCUCUGCCUUGGCGACGCUAAUAUUGCGACAGUGACUUCCUCACAGACAGGAUUACCUACUGCCGGUGUAGCAGCGGGGAUUGCGUUCUUACUUGUUGUGAUCAUCAUGCUUAUUGGUGCUUUCAUAUUCGUUAUGCGGAGACGAAAAUUAAAUCCACAUAAAGCGAAACUCAAAACAUCAAUUUCUCGUCAUAGGAGGAACCUUGAAUUUGAGAAUCCAGGUUAUUCAAAGAACGCCGACCUUUCAUCUGUCCAGACAACAGAUGUAGACCUUGAUGACCAUGUACAACAAGUAGCAACUGCUAAUAUCAACCGGUCAAACAAUAUAAAAGAAGAAAUAGAAGAGGAACAAGAAGAAGAAUAUAUAAGCCCUUCAUUUGACAAUGAACCUCUCCCCGAUGUCGCCCAAAUAGAGCUGACCAACGAUACGACAAUUCUUACAACUGAUUCAUGGCUUAAAGAAAGAGAAAAGAACCAGUCUGACAGAUACUGAGAACUUUCUGUCAUCAGGUUUAUUAGUUGAUGUACUCCUGAACAGUGAUAUUUCAAUUGUGUGAAUCGACUGGAAAAUUCUUUGAUUAAUAUUAUUGCAAUGCUUAUCUUCAGAAUACCAAGUAUUAAAUGACUCUUACAAUGAUAUGCACGUAUGAUUUGUGAAAAUUUGGUUACUCUCCUAUGUAUUGUGAUGGAUGGUUGUGAUUAUAAAGUUCAUUUUAAAGGCAAUAAAAUGGUAUAAAUUUCGUAAACUAAUAGUUUAAGAAAUAUAUGCCAUUGUUUUGCUUUCAUGAAUUCCGGAUCCAGAUAAAUUUAAACGAAUCAGUUAAGUUGAGAGACCUAAUCUAUUAAAGUAUUCAUUUAGAAUGAUAACAAUAUAUAUUUGUGAUUUAUUUCUCGAUAGGUAUCAAAUACUUUAUGAUCCAUAUUCAUUACGAAUUGUCCUUGUUAAAAGCAUAAAUUGAAGGAACCUUUGUUAAUGGAAUGUUUUUUUGUCAAGUACAUGAUAUGUUGAAUCAGAUCCAAACUGAUGUGUUUUAUUUAAAGAUGAAUUGUAAUCAGAUCUUAUGAAUAAACAUAUGUACAUAUAUCAGAA
Ruditapes philippinarum (Manila clam) is the source of this 6909-nucleotide messenger RNA. RefSeq names its product low-density lipoprotein receptor-related protein 1-like. The record is from RefSeq and is a predicted model, not a curated record. The coding region runs from base 328 to 6312 and encodes 1994 amino acids. The transcript has 36 exons. NCBI's taxonomy places the organism in Eukaryota, Metazoa, Mollusca, Bivalvia, Venerida, Veneridae.